Messenger RNA from Toxorhynchites rutilus septentrionalis, 4030 nucleotides. RefSeq names its product AP-1 complex subunit gamma-1-like. Gene Ontology annotation, cellular component: AP-1 adaptor complex; membrane coat; Golgi apparatus. NCBI's taxonomy places the organism in Eukaryota, Metazoa, Arthropoda, Insecta, Diptera, Culicidae. Gene Ontology annotation, molecular function: clathrin-cargo adaptor activity. Gene Ontology annotation, biological process: Golgi to vacuole transport; intracellular protein transport; receptor-mediated endocytosis. Bases 1133 to 3667 code for a protein of 844 amino acids. The record is from RefSeq and is a predicted model, not a curated record. The transcript is spliced from 11 exons.
GGCUAGUACCAGUGGAAAACUGUGUCUCGAGUCAGAAGGAUCUAUCUGCCGCUUCCGUGCAGUGAUACCGUACAACGCAAAACACACGCGCCGUCACGCGGUAUUUUGGGGCCUUCGAGCGCGCAACAGUUCGGCACUAAGUAAGUCAAUCAGUUAGUUGGCCGGAGAGACGGCGAAGGUUCGUUAUCGGGACGUUCUGUUGUCACGUGGGUUUGAUGCACGUUGUUCGGAGACGAACCCGGAACAAGGGAAUAUCCGUUAGCGAGAAAGAAAUCAUUUUCCACAUCGCCAGGUCACGAUUGGAUUCUAAUCGAGUGAAAAAGCGCCAUUGAGGGAGGUUUGAUCGUUUCGACGGGGAGGUCGUGUUAUGUGCACAUGUGUGUGUUGUUUUGGGAAAGGGAGGAAUGAGUGUAAUGCUAUUUUCACACGCUAGUAAUGCAAAAAGCGCAAUCAUAUCAGAGUGGAUCAAUUUUUGAUUUUGAUUUGUAUCGGUGUGCUCGGAAUUGGAACACGGGCAGGUGAAAGAUUCACUGUGAGAUUCAAUUAAAAAAGCACGUGCCCAAUUACCCACAUUCAGGUGACCUGGUUCCAGUGGGUUGAAGGGGGAAUAGCAAUCAAAUUGGAUACCGGCAUCCCGAAGGAGCGUGUUGAGAUUAACAUUCCGGAACGAUAGGCUCUGUGGUGGUAUACUAUACAGUUCGCGCGAACACAAAGCCUGAAUGAAAACGCCGACUCGUGGUGGUUCGCAAAAACUAAUUACUACCAAACAAUUUGACUCUGAAUUAAGAGCAUAACACUCCAAAUUUAAAAUUCUACCAGCAGUUGAGCGAAUGUUACGUUUUUGCGACCCUCGAGCGAGUACACGUUUUAUCAAUCGAGUGCCAUAAAGGUUGUGAAUAAUGAAGGCAGCCCAAGUGUUGUAACCAGUAGGGGAAGAAGAAACCAGUGCAAAGAAAGAAAAGGUGAAUUCAAGUGCUGUGGUGGAAAAAUUUAAUCAAAACGAGCAGAAAAAAAAGUUAAACAGUGCUUUGUGAACCUAUUGCUGCUCCACGCUAUUGGGAAGCGGGAAAAUUCCGGAGCAAAUUCAUAGUGAAAAUUCAGCCCAACCAACGUCUUGGCAGUCGCGAACACAAUGUAUCAGUAUUAUGAAACGGAAUGGAGUAUUUUGCCGCCGGAGCACAAUCGCAGAUACAGUCCAGGCCUCACAAUCAACAAUAUCAAACAAGUGAUAAAUGAAACUAUUGAAACCAAUAUUCUAAAAAAGCCUUCACCGACGCGACUUCGUGAACUGAUCCGCCAGAUCCGUGCCUCCCGGACGGCUGCCGAAGAGCGAGCUGUUGUAAACACAGAAUGUGCCUACAUCCGAAGUACCUUCCGAGAGACAGACUGCAUUUGGAAAUGUCGCAACAUGGCCAAAUUGCUCUACAUCCACAUGCUGGGAUAUCCCGCCCAUUUCGGACAGAUGGAAGCGUUGAAGUUGGCGGCCAGCCCCAAGUAUACCGACAAGCGGAUAGGAUACCUCGGGGCAAUGCUACUUCUCGACGAACGACAUGAUGUGCACGUUCUGCUGACGAAUUGUUUGAAGAAUGACCUCAACAACUCGACACAGUUCAUCGUGGGUGCCGCUUUGUGCACCCUCGCAGCCAUCGCUUCGCCAGAAAUGGCCCGCGAUCUGACGCAGGAUAUCGAGCGGUUGAUCGCAUCAUCCAACACAUUCCUCCGCAAGAAAGCGAUUCUCUGUGCCUUCCGAAUGAUCCGCCGAGUGCCUGAGCUGAUCGAGGAUUACCUUCCCAAGUGCUCGCAGUUUUUGAACGACAAGAAUCACGGCAUUCUCGUCUCGACGAUCACUUUGGUCACCGAGAUGUGCGAGCAAAGCCACGUGGUGCUGAAUUACUUCAAAUCAACGAUACCGACACUGGUGCGAACGCUGAAAACGAUGAUCGUCAGCGGGUACUCUCCGGAGCAUGUCGUCAAUGGUGUCAGUGAUCCUUUUCUGCAAGUUAAAAUUCUGCGAUUGUUGAGAAUACUGGGUCACGGCGAUCCCGACCAGUCGGAGACCAUGAACGAUGUGUUAGCCCAGGUGGCAACCAGCACAGAGACGAACAAAAACGCCGGCAAUGCGAUCCUCUACGAAACCGUGCUAACGAUCAUGAAUGUUGAAUCGGAAAACAGUCUCCGCGUGCUAGCGGUCAACAUCCUCGGCCGAUUCCUGCUGAACAGUGACAAAAACAUCCGCUACGUUGGACUGUUAACGCUGGUCAAAACAGUCCAGCGAGAUAUGACGGCCGUCCAGCGGCAUCGUAUCACGAUCCUCGAGUGCCUUACUGACUCCGACAGCUCCAUCCAGCGGUGUGCCAUGGAAUUGUCCUUCACGCUGAUCAACUCGCAGAACAUUGAGAUGAUUGUGCGAGAGUUACUCAAGUACCUAGAAACGGCCGAUCCAGAGAUGAAGAGUGUGUGCAGCAGCAAGAUUGUGAACGCCGCGGAGCAAUACUCGCCGGCGAUUCGCUGGCAUUUGGAGGUGCUGUUGAAGCUGUUGUCGAUUGCUGGAAACAACAUCAGGGACGAUGUGAUUGCGUCUACAAUACAGUUGAUCUCGAACAGCCCCAAGGAGGAGCAAAGUUUCAUCAGUGGCAAAAUGGUGGAAGCCGUCACAAAUAUGAAUCAACUAGAGAACCGACAACCGUUGGUGCAGGUGGCGGUUUGGACGUUAGGCGAGUACGGAGAAACCGGUCAUUUCGAUGAGAGUGAGCUAAUCGAGCACUACCGACAGUUGCUGUGGGCCCCUCAGCUGUUCAUCACAACCAAGCAAUAUAUUCUGAUGUCCUUAGCGAAAAUAAGCGUCCGCAUGGAACACUGCACGGCUAAUAUUCAGAACGUCAUCAAUGCCUUCCGAGGACACCUUAACGUGGAUCUUCAGCAACGAGCCGUGGAAUUUAGUCAACUGUUCACCACCCACAACAGUCUUAGAGCUGCGCUGCUGGAAAAAAUGCCAACCAUGAAAAUAUCCGACAUGUCCGCGUCUGAGUAUAAUUCGGACUUCAUCGCGGAACACUUGUCAUCUCCGCAGAGUGACACUUCAGUAUCUCAAAAAGAACCCUCGAACCAAGACAUUUUGUUAGACUUACUGGGCAAUUCGUUCGGAAGCAGUCCUUCGACGACCGAUACAAACACCCCGAGCCCAAUGCAACAAUCAUAUCAAUCGGUGGUUCCCACAACGAACGCCGACAUCCUUGAUCUUUUGGGACUCGGUGUUAUCGAAAGCCCUAACAACUCUUCGCUGAUCUCAACCGUUGCUGCGACGCAAUAUUCCGCUACCACUAUCCCGGUGUACAGCAGGGAUAACAUCGACAUCAAAUGUAUCGUGAAAAAGGAAUUCGAUCACGCCGUUGUGACGGUUAAGACAACCAACAAUUCGCUCAAUAUGUUGGAGAAAUACCUAUUCCAGGUGGCCGUUCCGAAAGCCUACACCAUCCGAAUGAUGGAACCAUCAAGCACGAUAAUGCUCCCGGGGGAAACCAUUGUUCAGGACAUACACGUGGUACGCGUAAAUCCCGCGGCGACGAGUUCCCUUCGCAUGAAGACUCGCUUCUCGUAUGAAAUCGGUAACUACUCGGUCAUGGAACAAGUGGACGUGAACGAGUUCCCUUCGGAUUUAUUCGAUUGAGUCGUGCGUCAAUUGAUGCAAUCAAGCAAGAAGCACGCAGAAUUGCUCAACGUGAUGUAAAGCGAACCUGCAGUUUAAUCCUAAACUAUACACAUAAAAUAACACACCAGGGCACAAUGUUUGACGGUCUAAAAUAUCAUCUUUUCUACUUACUGUAAGCAAUCCCAACCCACACAACGGGAAUAAAGUGAUAACAAACGCGUCUAGAACCAAUCAAAUAAAAGCUCAAUUGAUCUUUCAAUUAUUAGGUUUUAUUUCCGUACGAAUUUAAGGUGUUACUGAGAAAAUCAAAAUGUUAUAUUGUGAAUUUUACCUCGUUACACAUGUAAAGUUUGAUUUAAAUAAAUACCAAUUUGAAACCGA